Molecule: messenger RNA, 1656 nt
Organism: Amborella trichopoda
Lineage: Eukaryota; Viridiplantae; Streptophyta; Magnoliopsida; Amborellales; Amborellaceae
Biological process (GO): multicellular organism development
Source: RefSeq, a predicted model, not a curated record
ACAAACUGAACAUAUUCCCUUCUCUCUUCUCUCUCUCUGUAAUCCAAGCUGACCCCUCUGGUCCGAAACUCACCCUUUCCUCUCUCUGAAAAUAAACUACAAACCAUACUGUCCGAAUCAUCGAGCCCUCUCUCUCUCUCUCUAAACUGCAAACGGCCAUAUUCCCUCCCAAUAGGCUGCCCCCUUCUCUCUCUCUCUCUCUCAGAGGUUUAAUGGAAAUCCUUAUUCCAAUCCCCAAUUCUCACCCAUUACCAAACACCCAACCGUGAUUUCGCCCAAAGCCCACCCUGUCUCAUCCUUUAAUGGGCUUUUCCAAUCACCCAAAUGGAUACACACACCAUUGAACCAACAAUCCUAAUACCCAAACCUCAUCUGAACGAACACAAGCAUGAGUUUCUCUAUCUACCAUCAUCAACAUGACCAACCUCGGAUCCUUUCGAAACUGUGCGAAUCAAACUCCCUUUUGUGACCAUGGUUCCUUCUCACUUCCCUUCUCCUCAGACUCGAAACCAUAACGGCAAGGGAUGCUUCUUGGAACCAGGCAAUUUCAUGGAAGAUUUUGCACUCUGUUUGUACCAAAUUAACUGUGACAAUUACAUUGGAUCAGACCUAACCAGUGAUUUCAUGGCUGAAGAGGACUCGAGAACCAGUAGCUUCAACGAAGCUGGAUCAAGCUCCAGGGUUCUUCAAGAAGAAGAAGAUAACUGGCUCCAAUUAGGGUUAGGGUUAGGGCAAAGAGAAAAUCGCCAUGAAAGCAGCAGAGGAUUAGUAGAGCUCGAGCUUUUGCCUAAUCGCCAAAUCGAGCUGGCUAAUAUUAGGCCCCCUCCCUUCGUGUUAAAUUUACAGAGACAAAACCAUCCUCCUUUUUUGGGCGGUUUCCCAGCUCCUAGAGCGGUUUUCAGGCCACCGGAAAGUCAGUGGGCUUGGAAUUACCCAGCAAAUGUUAAUGUUUCGGGUCUUUACGGGAGGCCCUUGCCGGAAAAUCAACGGGGCUUAAACUUUCCGGCAAUUUUGCCUGCCAAAAGUGGCCUGAGAAUUGUGGACACGCCUCAAAGGACGAAUUCAGGCGUUUGGUUCGUUUUAGAAGCGAAUCAGAACCUAGAGAAAGAUCGAGUUUUGCCUCAGAUACCAAGGAGCUACUUGAGAAUCAAGGACGGCAAGAUGACGGUUCAGGUGGUGAUGAAGUACCUGGCUAAGAAGCUUGGACUGGGCAGUGAAUCAGAGGUAGAGAUAACAUGUAGAGGCCAACAAGUUCUUCCUUUCUUUACAUUGCACGAUGUUAGAGAUGCCAUAUGGUGUUUGAGGGAGGAGAGGGUGGCUUUAACUUCAAGCAGCGAGCAAGUCAUGGUCUUAAGUUAUGCCAAAACGGCUUAAUCUGUGUAUUGUAUUACCUGUUUUGCUCUUUCAUUUUGCUCCUUUUUGCUUUUAUUUUGCUGCUAAUUCAUUGAGAAUGGCUUGGAGAUUCCACAUUUUGCUUAACCAAUUUUUAGGGUUGGUAAUCUCAAACGCUUGUGUAUUUCCAAGCCACAGGUAUUUUGGCUUGAUAUUCUUUUUUUCCACCCUUUUUCCUGAUAAUCGAGUCGUGAUGACUUUGCUUGCAAAGAUUUGCUGGUGCCUUUAUCCAGUGAUCAAUUAAUAUUUGAAGUGAAUUAUUAU